CAGGAAGUAAAGAAAACAGACCGGAUGCUAACCGACCAUACUAAGCAGCUGCCGCCAUUCUAGGAUACCUUUUUUUCCUGAUAGGGUUAGAUAUGGAUUCCAAAUCAAUUAAAUCUAAACCCAAAAAGUUAAUGCGCGGAGUCUGUCGACUAUGUGGAGACGACUUCAGUUCGCUUAAAGACCGCUGUGACUUAGUCCCCAGUACCGGUAAGCCAUUGUUCACUCUAGCACUUGAAGACAUUACGGGACCUGUAUCUUCAGAAGACGACCUCACGGCUGUGUGUGUCCGCUGUAAACAACAUCUCACUCGUUAUUACAAACACAAAACUGAUGUGGAAAGGCGGGGAACUGCCAUUAGGGACAUGGCAGCAAAAAGUGUGUUCACCAAAAAAAAAAGAGGUGCCACAGCGACGGAUAUAGCGCCCAAGCCGCCGCGCAAAAAAACAAAGUAUUCAACAAGACGUGGGGGUGCUCAGAGGCAAGUCGCUGCAACACUGAGCAUUGCAGCUCCAGGGUGCCCUGGCGCAACGACUACCCAGAAGUCUACCCUAAUGGAUACUGACCAAUCGAAGGCCAUACGUUCACCCCCGAAACCGCUUCCUGUCCUUUGGUCUCUGAGGGACGUUAAGGCUGCCGUAGGGAAGGUUUCUCAGAAGGAUGCUGAUGGUGCCUCCAAGGCAACAUCCACCAACGUGCCAGGGGACCAACCCGCCACGGUGUCUCUGUUGACAGCGCCUCCAGAGUCCUCCAUCAGCUCUCCUUCUGCACAGCCUGUCCAGAAGCAACUGGUGACACAGAAGGAUGCGGAUGGUGUCUCUAUGGCAACGUCCACCGCCGCGCCCCCGUUCUCAUCAAACACUGUAUAUCUUGCGAACGCACUUCCAGAGCCACCCCUAAGCGCAGCGUCUGUCCAGGAUAAUGUUGACGGAACUAAGGCCACAGUGUCCACACCCAAAAAGCUUCCAGUCCUCUGGUCUCUGAGGGAUGUUCAGGCUGCAGUAGGAAAGGUGUUGCAGAAGGACGCUGGUGGUGUUUCCCCAGCAACAUCCAUCGCUGAGCCAGGGACCUUGCCUGCUGGCGUGUCUCUGUUGACAGCCUCUCCAGUGUCCUCCCUAAGCGCACCUUCUACACAAUCUGUCCAGGAGGACACGGUUGGCACCACGGCCAGGGAGUUCUCCGUGCAUCCGCCACCUAAAAUACACGAUACCGGCACAGGUCAACGGUCAACCGCCAGGAUCAUCGUGACUACUCCCAAAUGGAAGCAUUCACGAAUCAUCACCGGGCCGCUUGAAAGGGUAGCAGACGCCCUAGUCCGGGCCGAGCACUACAGACUUCCCAGGUGUCUCAUGAAGAUCCCCGGCAUGGAUAACAUCAUGAUCGACGAGGUGUUGAAACGGGUGAAAGACGAAGCCAUAAAGCUAACGAGCGUCCGGUUUGGAUCGGUGCUGCGGCAAACCACCCAGGACGCGUUGGACAAGUUUGAUCUGAGCGACGUCGUGUCGGAGUGGAAAGCAAACGCACCCACCUUCCUGAAGUUCCUGGAGUGCGUCAGUUCAGCGUCUUUCGACGGACUCCCUUCCUCAGAGUCCUCGUACACCAAGACCAAAAAGGGUGCGACGGUGAUGGGCGGAGCCACCCUUCUCCGCGCGCGCGUCCACCAGAUGAACGCCAUGCAGCACCGCAACUCGCUGCUCCUGCGCCAGGGAGGAACGAACAAACGCUGCCUGGCGAGGCUCUCGAGGCUGGGCUGUUGCGUUUCCUCAAAGAGGAAGAUGGCUACGAAGAAAACCAAUGUCAUCCACACCGUCAAUCACAUCGGAGAAGGACAAGAAUCGGAAGUGGUUCUGCACGAGCAAAGCCUGGCCGGGGAGCAGGAACAUUCUGCCGACGGGCCACAGCCAGGUGUCCAGGAACACCCACCAAGUGAGGCAACGUCUCUGGAGGCUCUGCUGGGGCUUGAGGAGAGUGGAGGCGACCAGGAACAUACUGGUCCACAGCAAGGGGUCCAGGAGCUGUCCGCCAGCGAGGUCACCUCCCUGGAGGCUCUGCUGGGGCUCGAGGAGGGAGGCGGGGACCAGGAACAUUCUGCCGCCGGUCCACAGCCAGGUGUCCAGGAACUCCCACCAAGUGAGGCAACGUCUCUGGAGGCUCUGCUGGGACUGGAGGAGGGCGGAGGGGACCAGACCACUGUGCCCUCAUCAGUCGACGAACAGGUGCAUAAGAAGACCACGACAGACUAGGAGGACAACGGUUCAUGCCUACCCCUAUGUUUUGUCAUUGUCAAGUAUUGAAAAUACUGGUACAGGAUAUCGAUUUACACUUAUUGAAUUAAAAGGGUAGUUAUUUAAAGUAGUAUUGAGGAUUGUUAACUAUUAAUAAUAAUAUAAAUGUAUAAAUGUUUAAAUAAAAACAUGACAAUGAAAUCCAAUCAAUUAUUGACAUAUAGAGGUGACUAUAAUUGACGACUUCCUCUAAUAGUCGAGUCUUCUGUCGGGAAGUUGGUGCGUAACAGCGACAUAUUUGAAGGAUGGGGUUGCUUAAUGAGUGAUCCCACAGCGUUGCUUGUCUUCUAGCAUAAAGCAGAGUUAUGCAAUGUUUUUUUGUUGGUAUUUGACCCAUUUUUCUGUGGGCGAUUUGCUUUCAAUAAAUGAAAUGAAAGGU
This is a messenger RNA of Gadus macrocephalus (Pacific cod), 2661 nucleotides long. RefSeq lists its product as uncharacterized. The transcript is spliced from 12 exons. NCBI's taxonomy places the organism in Eukaryota, Metazoa, Chordata, Actinopteri, Gadiformes, Gadidae. The record is from RefSeq and is a predicted model, not a curated record. Bases 93 to 2240 code for a protein of 715 amino acids. Gene Ontology annotation, cellular component: nucleus. Gene Ontology annotation, molecular function: zinc ion binding.